This is a messenger RNA of Nicotiana tabacum (common tobacco), 1421 nucleotides long. RefSeq lists its product as uncharacterized. The record is from RefSeq and is a predicted model, not a curated record. Gene Ontology annotation, biological process: tRNA transcription by RNA polymerase III. NCBI's taxonomy places the organism in Eukaryota, Viridiplantae, Streptophyta, Magnoliopsida, Solanales, Solanaceae. Gene Ontology annotation, cellular component: RNA polymerase III complex. Gene Ontology annotation, molecular function: DNA binding.
CGUCUAGGGUUCGAACCACGUCGCUCUCAUUUUUUUUCGUUCUUCUACUUCUUCUUCACCAUCUUCAUUGCAGCUAUUUUUGCAAAAUCUUCUGCAAUUCUGCUUCAGAUCCUUUAAUUCUCAUCCAUAUUUUUCACAAUUUAGCUUCAAGUCCUUCAAAUUCUACUUAUGGAUCCAGAUUUACCCUCAUCUCCUCCCAAAACCAGAAAGGUUAAAUUUGCUCCGAAAGCACCUCCCCGUCGAAAGAAGCAGAAUUCCGUACAACAUAAAACUGAAGCAGAUAGAAAUGAAGAUACCAAUGAUAAUGAAGCUGCGGAGGCUAUUCUGCACCGUGUUAAUGAGCGCCUGACUAGACAGAAACCUAAAACAGAGAAAAAAGCAGUUGAGGUUGCAUUUGCUCAUGGAGUAGCAUCACCAACUUCCAUAAGGACCUUUGGAAAGCCUAAGGAACUCGCUAUCAAUCGGGGUAGUACUGUGAAAGACCCUGAAUCUGAUGAUAGGAUGGACAUUGAUUCUUCACCUCCUUUACCUUCAAGUAUUGAAGCAGAUCUUGCUGAAAUUUCAGUCAGUAAUUCAGAUGCUUUAUUAAAAAGGAAGAAGAAAGAGUAUAAAGAACCUUGGGAUUACCAUCAUACCAACUAUCCUAUAACUCUUCCUCUGAGAAGACCUUAUGCUGGAGACCCAGAAAUUUUAGAUGAAGCUGAAUUUGGAAAAGCUGCAGCAAAUGCAGAGUAUGAUGAAAAUAAUAUACAUCCUGCUUCAGAGCUUGGUUUACUGGAAAAGAAGGACGAUGUACAGAUUCUUUUUCUUCAGCUUCCGGUUAAUUUACCCCUAGCUACCAAAGGAGGUAGAGAUACUGCUGGCUGCUUGCCAUCGCCUAUGCUCAAGGGAAAAGAAGCAGCUGGCACUGCUCCUAGACUUCUUGCCAGUGCAAAGGGGAAAGAGAUAGUUGACAGCUCUACAAUUUCCAGAAGGCAUAAUACUGCAAAGGAAGCUUGCAAUUUGGAAAAGUUACCUGCGGGGAACAUGGGGAAAAUGCUGGUUUACAAGAGUGGAGCAAUCAAGUUGAAGCUUGGAGACAUUCUCUAUGAUGUUUCUCCUGGUGUAGAUUGCUCUUUUUCUCAAGAUGUUGUCGCAAUCAAUACUGUCGAGAAGCACUGUUGUCAACUUGGGGAAAUAGGCAAGCGAGCUGUUGUGACUCCUGAUGUUGAUUUCCUCUUGAACAAUAGAUUUAGUUGAGCUAACUAAAACCACUUUACCUUGUCAAUCUAGAGUUAGAUUUCUUUUGUUAGGGGUUUAUCUUGGACUCUUGGUUGGUAAAUAUUAGUUAGAUUUCUAAUUUCAGUGGAUAUGCUGACUUCCUGUACAGAGAAAUUAUAUUCUAUGCAUCUUAACUCAAAAACAUUUUCUUGAAGUCUCAA